AUUUUGGCUUUAAAAACUUUGAUGCUGUCACACAAAGUUGUAUUUUGCUCCUGAGGUCCCAACCUUUCCUAUCUCAGACAUGGGUCAGUCUAAUUUAUUAAUUUUGAUGAUUGCCAUUCCUCAAAUUUUCUCUCAGCAGUCAGUGAAACAAAAGGACUGUGUGUGCGACCUACAAAAUUAUGAUCCUGUUUUCCCUGAGAACAAACUAACUAAUGUACAGACUGCUGCUGCAGAAUGCACUAAGGCCAUCACUUCAGAAAAGAAGAAUGAAAGACAUAUGGGUUUGGAAUGGCAUGAGGAUGACGGAAGUUGACAGAAUUAUGCUAGGUCUACGACAACGUAUCAAGCAACUAGAUGAAAAUGUGGUCAUCCUGGAAAAAGAGGAUGACAGAAAUCUGUAUGGGGCCAUAUCUCUGCGCAUCAUUGAGUUAGAAUUAGCUGAGAUUCUGGCCCUCCUUGACACACUUAACAGAACCACCAGCAAUUACCAUCAUCUCAUUAUAGAGACUACAGCUCAGCUUCAGGACAUGAUGGACACGAUGGUGGCGCUGGUAAAAUUUGACAAGAUGCAGGUGAUAAAGAAAGAGCACGAGAACCAGCAGAUUAAGAAAGACCUGGAAAAGUGUAAGAAUGAGCAAAAGGCCACCUUACCACCCCCUACACUUUCGCCAGGCCACUGUGGUCUGGGUCAAAUGGUCAAUGUGUCGGGACCCAAAACCUAUUCCCUCACGGCAUACGGAACCUCCUACUCUUUUGGUGCUUGGGGUAGAGAUGUAAACCCUGCUCCAGGAAAUGACAAGUACUGGCUGGUGGUGCUGUCCAGUAGUAAUGUAUAUGGCCACUACGUCCGCCAGUACAGUACUUUGAGUACUCUUUUAUUAGGUUUAGGACCUACAGAUACAUACAUAUCGAGCUCCAACCCCACAACUAACACAAUUCAGGGGCCAAACAUGGUCAUGUACGGCAAUGCGCUCUAUUAUAACUGUUACUACACGUUGUCCAUCUGUCGGUUCAACAUGACGACUCGCACUGUCAGUACUGUGGCACUACCUAAGGAUGCAGGUUACAACAGUAAGUUUCCAUUUGGAAUUCUCGGAAAAUCAUACGACUAUACCGACAUAGAUUUUGCCACAGAUGAAUCCAGUUUAUAUGUUAUAUAUGCGACUACAGGCAACUUUGGAAAUGUGGUUAUUACUAAAGUUGAGACUAGUACUACACCUGUUUUGGGCGAAACUUGGUACACUUCUCUGUACAAAGCAACAGCCACAAACACCUUCAUGGUAUGUGGUGUGCUUUAUGCGACUCGUUAUAUCGAUAAAGAAACAGAACAGAUCUUUUAUUCUUUUGACACCAAAACCAAUGAGGAGCGCUAUGAUUUGAAAAUUCACAUUAGGAAGAUGCAGCCCAAUAUUGAGUAUCUGAAUUAUGACCCCAGAGAUCACUUGCUGUACGUGUACAGUGAUGCCUACAUUGUAACCUAUGAGGUCAUGUUUCAGUAAGUUUGCAGAAAACUUUACAGAACUUUAGCAGAACAGCAUUUGCGCAUCCAAAAUCACAGUUUGUUAUAAAAAAAUAAUUGUAAUUCAUAGGUAGCUACCCAGAUGGUAUAAUAUUUCUGGUGGAUUUUUAAGGUUUUUAAAUGUAAGAAUUCAAAGAUUAUAUUAAAUUUCAAUGAAGAUAACGAAUUUAGCUAAAUGCUAAUGCUUAAUGCAAACAAUAUGCGACAAAGGAGUCUGCAUCAUCAAGAACAGUGUUGGGUUACUCAAAAAGUUAUCUAUUACAAAUUACUUCUUUACAGUUGUAAUCAGAUAACUAUAAUGAUUGUUUCACUGAAAAAUAAAUCACAUUACUAAUUACCUUAAAGUUCCUUUCUAAACACUUUUCACACAACCCAAUUAAUGUACUUAAAAUUAAUUAUUUGAAAGACUGUAAUGUAAUCUGAUUACAAGAAUUAAAAAUGUAAUGCACUACACUAUUUUUUUAAAGUAGAAAUGCAAUUUGAUUACAGUAACUAAUUACUUUACUUAGUAAUUAGAUUACAUCCAACACUGAUCAAGACACAUUUAUGAUGUUGUAUUACAUGCCAAUACAAGUGUACUGCCUUACUCCAUACUCCAAAAUAUGUACUUUCCCAUCAGGACAUACAGUUCAUUUAGUGUGUCGUAGAAGUAUGUGAAUUGUGAUGCAGCCUAUGAAUAUUAUUGAAAUGCUUGGCUUUGUUUUGUGAGUUGAUGAAAUUCACUGAUGUAUCGCAAAUUUCUUGAAAUAAAGUAUAGCAAUGGUUAUGAAA
This is a messenger RNA of Myxocyprinus asiaticus (Chinese sucker), 2290 nucleotides long. RefSeq names its product olfactomedin-4-like. The transcript has 6 exons. The coding region runs from base 213 to 1499 and encodes 428 amino acids. The record is from RefSeq and is a predicted model, not a curated record. Gene Ontology annotation, biological process: signal transduction. Lineage: Eukaryota; Metazoa; Chordata; Actinopteri; Cypriniformes; Catostomidae.